UGCAUUCACUAUAUCUGGUCUCCCCGGACCCUGCAUUCACUAUAUCAGGUCUUCCUGGACCCUGCAUUCACUAUAUCUACUCUCCCCGAACCCUGCAUUCACUAUAUUCGCCCUUCCCGGACCCUGCAUUCACUAUACCUGCUCUCCCCGGACCCUGCAUUCACUAUAUCUGGUCUUCCCGGACCCUGCAUUCACUAUAUCUGCUCUCCCCGAACCGUGCAUUCACUAUAUUCGCCCUCCCUGGACCCUGAAUUCACUAUAUCUGGUCUCCCCAGACCCUGCAUUCACUAUAUCCGGUCUCCCUGGACCCUGCAUUCACCAUAUCUGGUCUCCCCGGACCCUGCAUUCACUAUAUCUGGUCUCCCGGACCCUGCAUUCACUAUAUCUGGUCUCCCCGGACCCUGCAUUCACUAUAUCCCGUGUCCCCAGAUUCUGCAUGCACUAUAUCUGGUCUCCCCGGACCCUGCAUGCACUAUAUCUGGUCUCCCCGGACCCUGCAUUCACCAU
This is a messenger RNA of Staurois parvus, 507 nucleotides long. The record is from the annotation of a GenBank genome assembly. Lineage: Eukaryota; Metazoa; Chordata; Amphibia; Anura; Ranidae.